Messenger RNA from Entrophospora sp. SA101, 225 nucleotides. The record is from the annotation of a GenBank genome assembly. NCBI's taxonomy places the organism in Eukaryota, Fungi, Glomeromycota, Glomeromycetes, Entrophosporales, Entrophosporaceae.
AUGUCAGAUAAAGAAGGCAAGACACUUGUACCAAUAAUUCCUGGAAUCAUGUUUGGAAGAAAAGGGCAUAUUUCAAUACCUAAUAUUUUAGGAUUAAGCAAUCCAGAAAAUGUGAAUUAUUUAAGAGCUGCUGAAAUUCAAAAAUAUCCUGAUACUUUUAUAAAUUUCACAGACAAAAGAAUUCUUGAAAAUGAAAAAAAACCAAAUCUAUACAAAAACAAAUGA